GCGACCCGGGGAGCCACUUACAGCGACACACCACCACACUGAGGAGGAGGAAGAGAUGGCCACCCAAAAUAACUUCUGUGCUGUUAACUUGGCUUUUCUGCUUGUAUGCGUGUUGAUCGCGGCAUUUGUCCCCGUGGAUGCGUCUCCUGACCGGACGAAGACGGUGGAGUUCAACGUUAAACCGGGAGGAGUGGUGCACACUUUCUCUGAGGCGGUUAGGGAUUAUGAAUGCUCUUUCACUUAUGCUUCACAAGGGGGAACCAAUGAGCAAUGGAUGAUGAGCGUGGGUCUGAGUGACGACGACAGACUGUUUUCCUGCUCCGUGUGGAGGCCCCAGGGGAAGUCGUACCUGUUUUUCACUCAGUUCAAAGCUGAACUAAAGGGAACCAAAAUUGAAUAUGCCAAUGCAUAUUCUCAGACGUCGCCUGCAGGACAGAGUGACGUGCCUUUGAAGCCGGAGGAAUUUAUUAUAGGAGACUCAACAGUGACCCACAGAGAUGGAAAGUUCAGCGCUCAACUCUCCAAACUGACCGCCAUUGGACGGACACGACAUGAUGAGCUGUAAAUGGUCAGAAGCAUGACUCAGCUUCGGUCAUGUUUUGAACUCUGAGUCGGGCCUCAGUGUUUCAGCUCAGUAGUCAAUGAACGAUGGAUUAGUGGGGUAACUAGCAAAAAUUGAAGAGGGAUUAUGCUGAUACUGUCAGUACAUUAAUUACCUGAUGCGUUUAAAGAAAGAAUUUGAAAAUGCUGCUUGAGAUAAAGAAAAAUACAGCGAGGUGUUAGUUAAGUAUUCAUAUUUUUUCUUACUACAUAAUGUCCCAGUUAAAAUUCUGCUAUGAGAUAAAGUGCUUCCAUAGUUGUUUCUUAGUUUCUGAGGCUAUAAGAUUUACAGAGAGCAAAUCUGUUCUGAUCCAGUGGGGCUGUAUGUGAAUGUAUAGAGGAUUGGUGUCUGGGGGCUUGUAGAGUAUAGAUAACACAUUUAGAGUAGAGAGGGAUUUAUCCAUCUGGUGUAAUCCUGAGAGGAAAGUGAAUAAUCUCCAGCAGCGUCAUCACACACACAUAAACAAUUACAUUUUCCUCUUUCUUGCUCUGUUUCUGAGCUGAGCUCCCUGCUUGGUCUGUUUAUAUUCAUCUGUUGUAGAUAACUGUGAGCACACAUUUUAUCCCCUAAAUCACCCAUCAGUACCUCUUGUGAUCAGUUUUUGCUAUUUUUGUUUGUUUUUGGCCAGAAGGGAUACUUGUAAUGGAGCAGAUAGCAGCAUCAUUAAAUGAUAGAAGGAUAAAGAUAUACAGAAUAGACUGAGAUCAGUGCAUUUUUUUUUAUAAAUCUUGAACAGUGUCAGUGUGAAUUCAUUGUUUUGAAAAUAUGUUAUUAGUAUUACA
This is a messenger RNA of Plectropomus leopardus (leopard coralgrouper), 1383 nucleotides long. RefSeq names its product myeloid-derived growth factor (gene mydgf). Gene Ontology annotation, biological process: positive regulation of endothelial cell proliferation; positive regulation of angiogenesis. Lineage: Eukaryota; Metazoa; Chordata; Actinopteri; Perciformes; Serranidae. The record is from RefSeq and is a predicted model, not a curated record.